CAGGACUCGUAGAGAAUAUACACAAGACAGUUCGAAUUUGUGAUCAAGAUUGAUCACAAAUUUGUUAUUUCUGAUCACAUUUUUUUGUGAUCAAAACUGAUCACAAUUUUCGGUACCCAGAGGGGUACCUGGGAAUCUAAUUUUUUUCCAAAAAAUUGAAGUCGACAUGGUUCCUGGCGGAGUCCGGUUUCAAUUGUUACGAAACUCGUAGUAGUGGGUGGCCUCGUACAGGCAAGUUCAAUCGACACCACAGGAAACGUUCUUUCUGCUACUAGUAGUAGUACGUACAGUAUUGUUUGUUUUCGCUGCACUGAUCGAUCUUCGACAAUCAACAAACAACCACUCAUCAUCCAUCCGUCGAUACCAGUCACAAUUCACAAUGAACACCAUUGUUGUAGUAUCACGGCAGAGAAAUGAACCUCUUCAGCACAAGGACCGGCAAUGACCGCGUCAACUCCGGGUCGAUUCUAGUUCUAGCAGGAUUCCCAAUACUGCUGUCCGGACAAGUUGCCCUGGGAGUUUUGACUAUUUUGGUCGCUCUCGUCCUAACCGCGUCACAGGGAAUAACCGAAGCCGAUAAAAUCGAGAUUCGCUUUAAUGCGUCGACUCCGGAAAACGUCCUUCGCGAGUUGGAGCAACUAUCUGAGAUGGAAAAUGUCAAUGGAUUUGGGAAAAGCAACAACUCUCGCAAGACACUUUUGGUCGACGAGGAAACCCGGAUCAAACACUACGUCAAGGGGCUAUUGGCACUGGGACGCAAAUAUGGCAAAUCAAGCGAUGACAAGCCCCAGCUUUCCUUGCGCUACCAACAAUUGGCAUUCGAAACAAUACGUCUGUAUCCGGAAAACGAUCAAAUUGUGGAUGGUUCAAUAUCUUUGUUAGCACUAAUAGCGAAGGAACCAAUAGUUCGGAAACGAUACAAAGAUCAGGCUCAUGAAUUCGGUCUGAAUCGGCCCAUUUCUGUAUUGAAAAGUGUAUUAGCAAGAGCCAGAAACGAGGAGGACGAAGCAAAAGAAGAAAUGCUCGCAGAAAUACUACGAAAAGGAUGUUUGUUCCUGGGGGCUGUUUGCAACGAGAGCGAAGACCUCGGUCUCUCCUCUGUAGUACUGUCGAAAGGUGGUUUGGAGCUUAUCCUGGAAGCCGCAAAAUGGUUUCGGUUGCACGAAGAGGUUUCGAACUGGGCGUUGUGGGCUAUUUUUACGUUGUCCUACGAUCAAUUAUCCAUCAAGGCACGGCUUGUACGAUUGCAAGGAAUCCAAACUAUAUGUGGAAUCAUGGAAAACAAUCAAACAAGCCUGGAAGUGACUCGUCAUGGCACAGCGAUCCUUUUCGAUCUAUUAAGAGAGAGAGAGCGCGUAACUGUUGGAUUCAAAUGGAAUCCUUGGGAAGUGAGGAAGAUUGCCUUGGCAUCGGGACUUCACGAGCGAAUCUUAGCCGGCAUGCGAGAAUUUCCCGAUUCAAUGGAUAUUAUGAAGAUGGGACAAGAGAUGCUCAUCGGAACGGGUUAUCGAGGUGAUAUUCCGAAGUUUCAGGAAAUAUAGAAUUUCCCUUUGACCAACUCAUUAUAAUAGGGACACAAUGCGACUCAAUACUGAUGGAUUUCGGUUGCUUGAGGGUAUGCUCCGACUUUUAAAUAGAUUUUUAAGAAAAAAAUUGACAACAAAUCCUUGGGUUGACUGUGAUAGGAGGCAUUGUGGUUUGAGCAUUCUCGUGAAUUUGUAACAUCUUAUCACACGAACCAUCACAAAAUGUCAGCGAAAGAGCUAUUGGUAGUGUGACACAUAGCAGGUACUCAGAUUCACUCGGUCGAUCGUUACUUCAUGUUCUUCCACAUGCUCCCCGGAGCUUUCGUGCUGUUUGAAACAAUGUUGACGUUGCUGUGGUCAUCAUCACCCCUUAAAAUACCCUCACGCUGUAGCUUCUUGAUCUCUUGUGCGAGCAUGGCGGAAGUUGGGGGUGUUGCUUCUUCGUGCAUACCUCUUAGCUUGUCGCGGUCAGCCACGAACGGAACGUAGAUGGCCCCGAUAAGGGCAGC
This is a messenger RNA of Pseudo-nitzschia multistriata, 2035 nucleotides long. The record is from the annotation of a GenBank genome assembly. NCBI's taxonomy places the organism in Eukaryota, Bacillariophyta, Bacillariophyceae, Bacillariales, Bacillariaceae.